Acanthocheilonema viteae is the source of this 1265-nucleotide messenger RNA. The record is from the annotation of a GenBank genome assembly. Lineage: Eukaryota; Metazoa; Nematoda; Chromadorea; Rhabditida; Onchocercidae.
AUGAUUCAGAAAGUCCAGCGUAACGUAUGGCGACAAGCACGACGUCAUAUGCGAGCUUCACGAGCCUAUACUGAUGCACAACUUCGGUCUAGCGAACAAUCGUGUGUCAUUGCAGAUCGAGCGGUCUCUCGAAUUGACAUCGCACAUUUACCUGCUAAUCGUCCAACAGAGGAUUAUUAUGCAGCUGCAAAAUGUCGUUCAUCCGAAGCCUUGCUCUUUGGUGUAUUUGAUGGACACGGUGGUGGUGCAUGCAGUCGUUAUAUUUCUACGCGGCUAUUUGAUUAUAUAUCAUGUUCUCUAUUGAAACAGCAUAUUGUUACUGAUUUACCUAUCAAAGACAGAUUACAAUGGUUUUUCACAAAUGGUGAUUUACUCGAUGAAAUAUAUAAAGAAACACAUUUGAAAAAUGUUGAGAAUUUUCAUAAGAAAGCGAGGGACGACUCGACAAUAACAACAGUGAAGAAGGCCUUAGAAGUCUCUUUUUGUGCAUGUGACAGUGCUUUGUCGGCUAACGCAUUGAACGAAAAGCAUAAUGAGUUAUCAAAGCAAUAUGCUGGAAUAGUGUUGGCAGGCUCCUGCGCAGUUGUAGCUCAUAUUCGGGGUAUAAAUUUGCAUGUGGCAAAUGUUGGUGACAGUGCCGCUGUGUUAGGGUUGCAUAGCGAAGGUGUCAUCUCAGCCAUGCCUCUUUCGAAAUUACACUGUGUUGAUAAUGCUGAUGAGGUGCGGAGAAUUCGAGAUGCUCAUCCACCUAGUGAAACGAACAAUGUGAUAGUCGGUGGUCGGCUUUUUGGUGAAUUAUUUCCUUUCAGAGCAUUUGGUGAUGUUAGAUACAAAUGGUCAGCUGAGUUGCAAAAGGAAAUAUUUGGUGCGAAGAGUCAUUCCCUACCAUAUGGAAUGGACUCACCACCGUACCUUAGCUCUUUACCAGAAGUGUUGUAUCAUAAAUUGACUCCCAAUGAUCACUUCAUGGUACUUGCCUCUGAUGGUCUUUGGGAUUAUCUUGAUCCUGACACAGUGGUAAGGCUGGUAUUCGAUCAUACACUGGGUAUGCAAACUCUCACUUCAUCUCCACCUUCUGCAGGAACUGCAUUGACAGAGGUUCAUCAAGAUUUAAAACAACGAUUACAUAAAACAAGUAAGAAACCGCUGGAUGAAAACAGCGCUACUCAUUUACUUCGACAUGCGUUGGGUGGUCCUGGAGAAGUUUCGGCGCAGUACAUACGAUUAAUCAAAAUGCUGCAAUUACCACCUGAUGUAACACGCAG